Messenger RNA from Pezoporus flaviventris, 921 nucleotides. RefSeq names its product B9 domain containing 1 (gene B9D1). Gene Ontology annotation, biological process: cilium assembly. The record is from RefSeq and is a predicted model, not a curated record. Gene Ontology annotation, cellular component: MKS complex. The transcript is spliced from 7 exons. Lineage: Eukaryota; Metazoa; Chordata; Aves; Psittaciformes; Psittacidae. Bases 75 to 695 code for a protein of 206 amino acids.
GCGGCCGCUGAGGAAGCGUGGCCCCUCCGCCGCACCGUCCGUACCCAUGGCAACAGCGGAACCGCGGCCCAGGCAUGGCGGCCGCGGGCAGCCCCAGCGUGUUCCUGGUGUCGGUGACCGGGCAGAUCGAGAGCGGGCGGUUCCCGGGGUUCGAUGACCUCUACUGCAAGUUCUGCUUCGUCUACGGCCAGGACUGGGUCCCCACCGCGGGCCUGGAGGAGGGCAUCUCCCAGAUCACCUCCACGAGCGACGUCUCGCCCACCACCCUCGUCUGGAACUUCCCCAUCGACAUCACCUUCAAGAGCACCAACCCGUCGGGCUGGCCCCAGAUUGUCAUCAGCGUCUACGGACCCGACUUCUUUGGCCAUGAUGUGGUCAGAGGUUAUGGAGCUGUUCACGUCCCCUUCACCCCCGGAAGGCAUACGAGAACCAUCCCUAUGUUUGUUCCAGAGUCCACAUCCAGGCUGCAGCAGUUUACAAGCUGGUUCACAGGGAGACGUCCGGAAUUCACUGACCCCAGAGUGGUAGCACAGGGAGAAGGGAGAGAAGUGACCAGGGUGCGCUCUCAAGGCUUUGUGACCAUCUCCUUCAACGUAGUGACCAAGGACAUGAAGAAGCUGGGCUACGACGUGACCCCAAGUGACAUGCAGGACCCUUCCCAGGGGCCUCUGACAGAGGGGAUGCACAUGUACUGAGCUGGGCCAUGAGGGCUUCAAAGGCUGACAGAGGUCAGAGCUUUGGGGCUCGCUGUGGCAAAGUGAAAUGAGCACCUGCCUCAACUGAGAUAUCUCAUUGGAGACAUCAAAAUGUCAUCAUUAUUAGGAAUAAUUUCAUUAUUCCAAAAGAAACAGAACCCUGUGAGGCUUUGGAACAAUUACUGUCAUCCUUUCAGUAAGAUACAGGUUGAAAUGGUAUGUAAAU